UAUAACCUGAUGCACUGUCAGUUCUUUCCUGUUUUUUUAUUUGUCUAUUCAUGUGACGUUUGAGAAAGGGUGUGGUAAAAAUUCAGUGAUGUCGAACAGUGUAAAUCCUUUUUCAUCUUCAGAUAAGGAAUUACUGCCGAGAUAAGAGAAACUUUGCAUUGUGGUAUUAUUAUCAAUUUUAAAAUGAAGACUACAGCUUGUGUGCUCCUUUUUAUGAGUCUCUUUGGAAUGAACUCUGGUUAUAGAAGACACUAUUAUUUGGGUGACAGAAAGACCUGGAAAGAUGCACAAACGUACUGCAGAAACUACUAUGAUGACCUGUCCACUGUCAGCGGUUCAUAUCUACAGAUAUUCUCCUAUAUUUCUCAAUUCUACAACAACUAUUUUUAUUGGAUUGGACUUCAAUCAAAUACAACCCUAGACAUUUGGAAGUGGUCUGAAGGUGGGCAGGCAAUAAUUAAUGAUUGGGGCUAUGGUGAACCAAGAAUUUAUUAUGAAAUGUGUGGUUAUGUCUAUACAAUAGAUUCUAAAGUGUAUGAAAGUAACUGCUCUUGGAGUAUACCAUUUUUUUGUAUGGAGGACUAUGAGCUGAUCCUGGUGAAACAGGAAAGCACAUGGGAAGAGGCUCUGGACUACUGCAGACUGCACUACAUUGAUCUGGCUAUUCUAUAUGUAGAUGUUGUGAUGGCAGAGGCAAAGAUUGCUAGCACAUAUGCAAAGACAGACGAACUGUGGACUGGUCUGCGUUUUUUAUCAGGACGUUGGUUUUGGGUAAAUGGAGAAAAACUUGAAUAUAAGGCCUGGUCUGUGGGGCAAGAGCUCCAGUGUCCUGCCGUGAAUCAGCGCUGUGGAGUUUAUCAUAGACAAGAGAUGGCCUGGAAACCUGAAGACUGUGUGAAGAAGCUUAACUUUCUCUGUGUCAAGAAGGGAUACUCCCUUCCUUAAUAUCUGUCUAUCAUCACAACAAAUCAUUACUGCCAUAUCCAACUAAUGCUAAUUAAUGACCACUCUUUGAACUGUUUAGUAACAUACAAAUAGUAAAAAUAAAACUUAAGCAGUUGUCAGAAGUUUGUAGUUUAAAUUUAGGGGACUUUCCUUGUACUGUAUCUUUACUACUUGCGGCAAUACUUUAAUUGUUUUUGUUGUUAAGUUUCAAAUGAUAUAGCACUGUGUUCAUUGUUAACAGAUUAAUUGUUAGAUGUUUAAGUCAUGCACUGAAGCAAUUUUUCUGCUUCUAAUAUUUAAAUAAAAAUCAACCAUUCAUUUCUCGAAUCAUAUAAUUAAACUACUACUAAUGUAUUUAUAUGAAAAUAUUUGGUAUGAGACCAAAUUUGUAAUUGAUUUAAACUACUAUAGUUAAUAACUAUAUA
This is a messenger RNA of Misgurnus anguillicaudatus (oriental weatherfish), 1370 nucleotides long. The record is from RefSeq and is a predicted model, not a curated record. NCBI's taxonomy places the organism in Eukaryota, Metazoa, Chordata, Actinopteri, Cypriniformes, Cobitidae.